GAGAGCAGGACUCUUGACUCUGUGUGGGAGAGGCAGGGAGGGGGCUGUGCUGGAGUCCUGAUGCCCUCCUCCCCCAGAAGGCAGGGGCUCCACCAAAGGGCCAGCCCCAGGAAAUAGCCCUGCCCUCUCCUUUAACGUCCUCCUGGCCCAGAGGAGGAAGGGGAGGGGUGUGGUGGGGGUGUUGGAGCCCCCCUUCUUUCCUGCUGAAGAGGCAGGGGAAGAGUUAACUCAAAGCAGUGAGUCCCCAGCGCUGGCUCCAGAUCUGCACUUCUAGGGGACAGCCAGGAGGCAGGCCUCCCACCUCUCAAUGCACCACCUGCCCGGCCAGCAGGAAGGGGUUAACCUGCCCUGCGCUUCCUCCUGUGUCCUGUUACUGCUGAGGCAGACCUGCCGGGCCAGCUGAGCAACUUUCCUCCGAGUGCUGCCAGGCGCUGGCUAGGAGGCAAACGCACGCAGGAAGAGCUGCUACCCAUUCCAGGGACCCUGCUGCUGCCCCUCUGAGGGGUCCACGCCUCCUGGGAGCAGGUGGGUCUCUGGGACAAAGGUCCAUGGUGGAUGGCUCUGGAGACGCUCCGGAGGCUGUGCCAUUCCCCUGCCGCACACAUCGGAGGGUCACCGCAAAGGCUACUCAGGCCAGGGCUGGGGCCAAGGGAGCCCGAACUGGAGCCCCAUGUGGAACCCAAGGACACAGCUGCUCUGCUAAGAACACGGCAACCCAUCCUUCGAGACCGUGACCUCGCCACAGUGGCCCUCAGCCCUCCACCUCCAGCGGGGGCGAGGGCUGCCCACCUCCAAGUCUCCAGCCAUGACGACCUCCGCGCUCCGGCGCCAGGUGAAGAACAUCGUGCACAACUACACCGAGGCGGAAAUCAAGGUGCGCGAGGCCACCAGCAAUGACCCCUGGGGCCCCCCGAGUUCGCUCAUGUCUGAGAUUGCUGACCUGACCUUCAACACGGUGGCCUUUACUGAGGUCAUGGGCAUGCUGUGGCGGCGGCUCAAUGACAGCGGCAAGAACUGGCGGCACGUGUAUAAGGCCCUGACAUUGCUGGACUACCUGCUCAAGACGGGCUCUGAGCGGGUGGCCCACCAGUGCCGCGAGAACCUCUACACCAUCCAGACGCUCAAGGACUUCCAGUACAUCGACCGCGAUGGCAAGGACCAGGGCGUCAACGUGCGCGAGAAGGUCAAGCAGGUGAUGGCCCUGCUCAAGGACGAGGAGCGGCUGCGGCAGGAGCGGACCCACGCCCUCAAGACCAAGGAGCGCAUGGCACUGGAGGGCAUCGGCAUUGGCAGCGGGCAGCUGGGCUUCAGCCGCCGCUAUGGCGAGGACUACGGCCGCUCCCGGGGCUCCCCGUCCUCCUACAACUCCUCCUCUUCAUCACCCCGCUGUACCUCCGACCUGGAGCAGGCCCGGCCUCAGACAUCAGGGGAAGAGGAGCUGCAGCUGCAGCUGGCCCUGGCCAUGAGCCGCGAGGAGGCGGAGAAGCCUGUCCCCCCAGCCUCCCACAGGGAUGAGGACCUGCAGCUGCAGCUGGCUCUACGCCUGAGCCGGCAGGAGCACGAGAAGGAGGUGAGGUCCUGGCGGGGUGAUGGCUCCCCCGUGGCCAACGGUGCAGGGGCUGCUGUCCAUCAACAGCAGGGCAGAGAGCUCGAGAGAGAAGAGAGAAAGGAGAAGGAGAAGCUAAAAACCAGCCAGUCCUCCAUCCUGGACUUGGCCGACAUCUUCGUACCUGCCCCGGCCCCGCCCUCCACACACUGCUCUGCUGACCCAUGGGACAUCCCAGGUCUUAGGCCGAACACAGAGACCAGUGGCUCCUCCUGGGGGCCUUCUGCAGACCCCUGGUCUCCAAUCCCCUCAGGAACCAUCCUAUCCCGAAGCCAGCCAUGGGACCUGACUCCCAUGCUGUCCUCCUCUGAGCCCUGGGGCAGGACCCCAGUGCUGCCUGCUGAGCCCCUCACCACAGACCCCUGGGCACUCAACUCUCCCCAUCACAAACUCCCCAGCACUGGGGCUGACCCUUGGGGGGCCUCCAUGGAGACCUCCGACACGCCUGCUGUAGGUGAUGCCUCGGCCUUUGAUCCAUUUGCCAAACCUCCAGAAUCCACAGAGACCAAGGAGGGUCUGGAGCAGGCCCUGCCUUCUGGGAAGCCCAGCAGCCCUGCAGAGCUGGACCUGUUUGGAGACCCCAGCCCCAGUUCCAAGCAAAAUGGCACGAAGGAGCCAGAUGCCCUGGACCUGGGCGUACUGGGGGAAGCACUAACCCAGCCAAGCAAAGAGGCCCGAGCUUGCUGGACUCCCGAGUCCUUCCUGGGCCCGUCAGCCUCUUCCUUGGUCAACCUUGACUCAUUGGUCAAGGCGCCCCAGGCUGUGAAGACCCGGAACCCCUUCUUGACAGGUCUCAGCUCUCCGUCUCCCACCAACCCGUUCGGCGCAGGCGAGCUGGGCAGGCCGACGCUGAACCAGAUGCGCACCGGGUCGCCGGCGCUGGGCCUGGCGGGCGGGCCCGUGGGAGCGCCCCUGGGCUCCAUGACCUACAGCGCCUCUCUGCCCCUCCCGCUCAGCAGCGUGCCAGCCGGCGUGACCCUCCCCGCCUCGGUCAGCGUCCUCCCGCAGGCCGGAGCCUUCGCGCCGCCCCCCGCGGGCCUGGGGCAGCCGCUGCUGCCCACGCCCAGCUCAGCCGGGCCGAGGGCCCCGCCCCCGCAGAGCGGCACCAACCCCUUCCUCUGAGCACCGCCCCGCGCCGGGCCGAUCUGCGCCUGCGCCGGGCGCACCGCGGCCCCGCCUCCGGACCGGGACUGGGCAGGGCGGCGGGGCUCGUGGGUCGCGGAGCCCGUUGCGGCUGGAUUCCUGCGGCGGCUCCGGAAGCUGGACGUGGACCACGGCCCGGGAACUAGAGACUGAUCGCCCCCAUAAUAAAGACUGGAACGCUCGUUCUCAGCUCUCGCCAAGUGGACUUUUUGCGGGGUGUGGCUGCCGGGUCCAGACCACAGCGUGGAUCAUCGGCUACCGAAGAUACUGCAGCUGCACAACGUGGGGUGCAAAACUGCCCCCACUUCCUUUCCAGCUCCUCUCAACCCUCACCUCCAUCCCCCGUCACCCUGGCACCUUCGCUUCCAGACGCUUCCAGGCUGUCACUCAUUCGGUCAUUUCAUUCAUUUAUCACACAUGGGCACUGGGGCUGAGCUAACAGCAAGAGACAAUAGGCCUUUGUUCCUAUUUAUUGGGUACUUACUACUUAUGUGCUGAGCAGAUCAGUUUAUUUAAUCCUUGCAACGACUCUCUAAGGCAGAUAAUAUUGUUAAUUCCGUUCAGGACCCCAGCUACAUCAUUUGUGGGGCUCAAUACAAAAUGAAAAUGUGAGGGCUCCUUGUU
Messenger RNA from Cebus imitator (Panamanian white-faced capuchin), 3373 nucleotides. It is a transcript of the gene EPN3, whose product is annotated as epsin 3. Gene Ontology annotation, biological process: endocytosis. Gene Ontology annotation, cellular component: plasma membrane; endosome; clathrin vesicle coat. NCBI's taxonomy places the organism in Eukaryota, Metazoa, Chordata, Mammalia, Primates, Cebidae. The record is from RefSeq and is a predicted model, not a curated record. Gene Ontology annotation, molecular function: phospholipid binding; clathrin binding. The coding region runs from base 806 to 2728 and encodes 640 amino acids. The transcript is spliced from 10 exons.